This is a messenger RNA of Aspergillus ochraceoroseus IBT 24754, 658 nucleotides long. RefSeq lists its product as uncharacterized. The record is from RefSeq and is a predicted model, not a curated record. The transcript has a single exon. NCBI's taxonomy places the organism in Eukaryota, Fungi, Ascomycota, Eurotiomycetes, Eurotiales, Aspergillaceae. The coding region runs from base 109 to 558 and encodes 149 amino acids.
CAAGUUUAUAGAUAUGCAGUACAUGAUAGUUAACUAACUAACUAACUAACUAACUUGCCAAGUGAUAUCUAAGCAGAGUGUCGAGGAAUCACAAUCAAUCCGAUCCCCAUGGACUCGAAGAGAAAAGAUUUGUCUUCAUUAAGAGUACCGUGCAGACUUCCUCAUCCAAAGCUCUCUCUCAUCCUGUCGAGGUACCGGAAAGAAAUUUUACCGGACUUCCUGCAUCCUAACCUUAAACCAAGAGACAGUUGCACAACGCCUACUUUGGUAGGGAGGGAUUUCAUCCAACCCCCCUAUUAUCCAAGAGGGAGGUGCUCCGAAAUACUCGAUAGAACCCCAUCACUAAUCAGUCAAUGCUUUCUUAGUGAUAUACUGUGCUGUACGGAGUACACUUGGACAGAUUUCUUUCCUCGACCACCAGCCCCAGCGGCCCCUAGUCAAGCCAACGACCGGCUAAGUUUGAUUAUGCAAUUUAGUCUCCCGAAGGCAAGGACUAACUAUCAUACCCAACCUUUCUCCACAAAAACGGGGGGCGGGGGCCUCUGGCUCGAAGGCUAGCAACACAUGAUUCCGCCUAGGGACGCGCUGACCCUACACCCCCGCAGUUGAGCCUCCCUGAAAGUACCAGAGUAACAGCUGAAGCUGCUGCUGUUGGCUG